AUGGUCAAGGAAGGCGACGAAGACAACGACGGGGACAAUGAUAAUAUCAAGGAUACGGACAAAGACAAGAACACGGACAUUGUCACGUACCUGGGCGACGUCGCCGCUCCUCCUGCAUGGUCUAUGGGAGAUCACAUCUGGCUUCACGGCCUCAAUACAGCCUCGCUGAACGGCACGGGUGGUGUCAUCUCACAGCUGCACGCUGGCCGCGACCGCUUCGGAGCCCAGGUCCACUCGGGGAAAACCGUCGCCACAAAAAUCCACAACCUCAUCAAAGUCAUUACUUCGAGUUUUCCUUCGAGGACUUCUUCACCAUGUUCGUCGGCUUCGUCGCCUUCGAAGACAUGA
Prorocentrum cordatum is the source of this 348-nucleotide messenger RNA. Lineage: Eukaryota; Dinophyceae; Prorocentrales; Prorocentraceae. The record is from the annotation of a GenBank genome assembly.